Lottia gigantea (owl limpet) is the source of this 723-nucleotide messenger RNA. RefSeq lists its product as hypothetical. The coding region runs from base 1 to 723 and encodes 240 amino acids. The transcript is spliced from 2 exons. The record is from RefSeq and is a predicted model, not a curated record. Lineage: Eukaryota; Metazoa; Mollusca; Gastropoda; Lottiidae.
AUGGAUGAGAUUUGUAAUAUAUUAAAGGAAUACACAGAACUCGACAGUAGUAAUAUAAUUGAUUUAUUCAAAGAAUACAACACAUGUACAAAAGAUAAAACAGAAGUUCACACUAAACUCAAAGAGCUGGACUAUUCUAAACUAAUGGCCUUUGAUGCUAAUGGGUUGUAUGCCUCUGCUAUGUCAGAUUUAGACAGUGAAUAUCCUAAAGCUGAAAGUGGAAGACCUUUUCUACCAGAAGAAAAUGAAGAAUUUGUUAAGCUCUUUAAUGAACAGAAAUUGAGACCUAGAACGGCUAUUUUUAAAGUCUGGUUUAAAUAUCCUACCAACAUGUUCUUCCAACCCAUUCCAUCUAAAGAUAAAAUUACUUUUACAAAUAGAGAAGGAAAAAAGGAAACUGGCACUAAAAACAGAUUUAGAAAUGGUUUCUGUUAUGAUGUUUUAACAUCGAUUGAUAUUAAAGAAAUAGUUAAGGCUGGUGGUAAAAUACUCAAGAUGGAAUUAAGGAAUAAAUAUAAAGAAGAAGGAAAUAUUGUGGGUAGUAACUGCAUGAAAUUAUUAGGUAAUUCAUUGUAUGGUAAAUCUAUUCAGAAGGAUAUAACUACAUUGAGACAUCUAUGGAGUGAAGCAACUUUUAAAGCCAACUUCGAUUCACAUGUUAAAAACUAUGAAAAAGUAAAUGAGACUCAAUCUAUAGUUGAAAUAGAAGAAGAAGAAAAAUAA